GUCAUAGGAUUUAACAGUGGUUUCGUUGAAUUCUGAGUUAAUUCAAGUUGUUUCAUAAUUUUUUACCUAUUGAACAAGACCUAGAAUUCUCAAAGUUUCUUCCUUCUGUAAUCUCUUAUCAUAAUAUGAUCCAGUAGACUUUUUGGGUUGUGAUAAGUUUCUCCUUGUACUAGCGGGAUUUGGAUAUGCAUUCAUUAAAUUUUGGAAUUCUUCGACCAGCACCAAGUCGGUGCUAGAGCUUUUGUUCAAGACGAUGUUAACUAGGAAUGGAAGAAAUUAUCGAGGCUGGUUUACUGAUAGGCAAAGAGAUGAACUUCUCUUUAUUGGCUAUUAGAAAAAUGUACUCUUUUGAUGAAAGACUUGCUUCUUUUGAGUCUAGACAGAAACUUACGGUUGGAGGGAUUCACUGUGACAACUUUGAAGAUCAAAUAGAGCAUGUGGAUGGUGAUGAUAAACAUUCCAGUGCAUACCAGCUGGAGGUAUCCCAGUGAAUGUUCAACCAGUCUCUAGGGUAGCCAAUGGAUCUCUAAGGAAUAACACACACAUCAGAGGGGAUCUCUAGUUGAAAUUAUUCUUGCAAUUUUUUAAGAGGAUGAACCUGAAAAGCAAGUGAUAUAACAGAGAAGUUUACAUCUUAAGGUUGUUGAUUUUGAUGGAAAAGAUGGAUCCCCUAGUAUUUCUAGAUUGGAUUGCUUCACUUGAGGAUUUCUUUGAUUGGCAUGCCAUGUCGAAAGAAAGAAAAAAUAGAUAUGCUGGGGCCACGCUCAUAGCUUAAACAAAGACACGGUGAGAAUACUUUGAAAAAAAGCUUAAGCGCAGUCAUGAAGCACCGACAAGCUGGGAAGAAAUGAAGCAAGUGGUUAAAGAUAAAUGCUUUCCAGAAGAUUUUCAGAGCAAGUUGUAUGCUCAGAUGCUGAACUUAAGACGGUCAUUUGUCUGCAAUAGAUUUAUAUGGAGAAGUUUGAUGAGCUUUUGUCAAGUCUUGUCAAGAUGUGACAUAGAUGACGAUAGAGAAUAUACUCUGUGGCAUUUUAAUUAUGGCUCCAAUCCAAAGAUUAAGAAAGCCUUGAGUCUCAUCACUAUUUACGGCAUGAAGAUUGCUUCCAAAAGGCCAUAUGCAUGGAAGAGUACCAGACUCAAUUGACUAAGUUUCAUUGUCAAUGCGGUAUAUGAGAAAUCCGAAAAAUAGAACAGCAGAUCCGAUAAGCUGGGCACCAUGCCAGGGACCAACAAUAUGUCUAACAAUUAAAGAGGACAGAUAAUAAAGGUCCAAGAGAGAUGGGUCGAAAACAAGGUGGUUUGUAUAUAAAUCCAAAGAAGUUUGGAACUCUUCGGAAACCAUGCAUGAAGGAGAUGGUAACCUUCCUCAAUUGCUUAUCGCUGAACCAGAACAAUGACGGUAAAUGUGUUCGGCAGAAGGAACUUCUUAGUGCCUGCAUGGAUACUCAGACUGGGAAAAGCAGAAAGCCUUGGGGAAGCAUCAAUUAUCACCUUCAGAGGCUUAGUAGAGGAAGGAAAUAGUUUAUAUUUAUUUAGCUCUUCAAUUUGAUUUUGUGGAAAGAUUUUUGUGGCUGUAAAUCUCAACCUUGUUUUGAAGCAGAGUAUAUUGAAUAGUGGGUUUAAAUUAAUCACUUUUUCAUGCUGAGCAA
This is a messenger RNA of Macadamia integrifolia, 1649 nucleotides long. RefSeq lists its product as uncharacterized. The record is from RefSeq and is a predicted model, not a curated record. The transcript is spliced from 3 exons. The coding region runs from base 1279 to 1521 and encodes 80 amino acids. Gene Ontology annotation, molecular function: structural constituent of ribosome. Gene Ontology annotation, biological process: mitochondrial translation. Lineage: Eukaryota; Viridiplantae; Streptophyta; Magnoliopsida; Proteales; Proteaceae.